GGCACCGAGAGGACUGUCUUUCGGCUCACUGUUCUGACUCCAGGACUGGGAGAAAACCAGGAGGGUGGGCAGAAGGCAAGGCAGGAGGGCGCCGGGCUAGACGUGGAGGCAGCCAACAGGACUCACGCCAGCCAGGCCGAGCAAAGCGGGCACGCGGGCUUUGGCAGCUCAGCACACAAUCCAGUCCGUCCGGAGCCAAGGCUCGGGAUCCGGGCCGGAGUCUCCCCACACUCCCUCCCACCUUCCUCUCCUUCAUUACCGCAAGUUUCAAGCAGCCGCCGCAGGCCACCGAAACCUGGGCGGCCUCCCCCCUCGCCCGCUAGGUGUGUCUGGUGAAUUUGGGCCGAAGCGAACCGGAGUUUGGCCUCGCUUCUUCCUACGAUGCCGGCGGACACUUUGGAGAAGCCGAGGGCCUCUCCCCUGGCUGGAGCGCCGGCCAGCGCCAGCCAGACCCCGGACAAACCCAAGAGCGCCAGUGAGCACCGCAAGUCGUCCAAGCCCAUCAUGGAGAAGCGGCGGCGGGCUCGGAUCAAUGAGAGUUUGGGUCAGCUCAAGACGCUCAUCCUGGACGCUCUAAAGAAAGAUAGCUCCCGCCACUCCAAACUAGAAAAGGCCGACAUCCUGGAGAUGACCGUCAAGCAUCUGCGAAGCCUGCAGAGGGUCCAGGUGACAGCUGCCCUCAGCGGUGACCCAAGCGUCCUGGGCAAAUACCGCGCCGGCUUCAAUGAGUGCAUGAACGAGGUGACCCGCUUCUUGUCCUCCUGUGACGGAGUCACUUCGGACGUGCGCUCCCGCCUCCUGAGCCACCUCGCCGCCUGCCUUAACCAGCUGGGACCCGUGCGCUACUCCCCACCCGGAGUCGUCCAGCCCUCCCACCUGGCUCAACCACUGCACGUCCAGCUGCCCGGGGCCCCGACUGCCGGCUCCGCCGCCCAGUGCAAGAUGAGCCCCGCCGGAGCCCUGUCGCCCAAAGUGUACGGGGGCUUCCACCUGGUGCCCGCCCCCGACGGCCAGGCUGUGGCUUUUCUCAUCCCCAACCCCGCCUUCGGGCCUGGCCCGGGCUCGCUGCUCCCCACCUAUCCCAGCGCCGCCGCCGCCGGAGGGGGACCAGCCUCCGGGGGGGCCCUGGCAGGCGCCCCGCCUCCCCCCGCAGGGGCCGGCAGCGCUACGG
This is a messenger RNA of Gracilinanus agilis (Agile Gracile Mouse Opossum), 1171 nucleotides long. RefSeq names its product transcription factor HES-1-like. Gene Ontology annotation, molecular function: DNA-binding transcription factor activity, RNA polymerase II-specific; RNA polymerase II cis-regulatory region sequence-specific DNA binding; protein dimerization activity. Gene Ontology annotation, biological process: regulation of transcription by RNA polymerase II; regulation of neurogenesis; anterior/posterior pattern specification. The transcript is spliced from 4 exons. The record is from RefSeq and is a predicted model, not a curated record. The annotation marks the transcript as partial. Gene Ontology annotation, cellular component: nucleus. Lineage: Eukaryota; Metazoa; Chordata; Mammalia; Didelphimorphia; Didelphidae.